UCCUAGUACCUAGUUUUGGUGCUAUAAAUAGAGAGCUUGGAGAGUCUUUCUAUCAUCAAGCAAUUUAGAUCAUAGAUUAGAAUACCACAACCAAGUUUGAGUUGUGAAUAUUCUUGAGAGAUAUGUGAGUUGUUUUGAGAGUUUUUAGUUAGAGCUUGUAUGUCUCUUCUUUCUAUUCUUGAAAGUAAUAGAAGUGUUUUUCUCUCAUAUUAGCACGAUCCUGUUAUUCCCAACAAGUGGUAUCAGAGCCUGGUUGAGCUUUUGAUAUUUUUCCCAGAAUUUUUCAGAUAAAAUUCUACUGUCUGAAAAAUCGAGUUUUUCAGUAUUGCUCGGAAUUGCAAUCUGAAUAUACCGUUGGAUUCGUCUCGUCGAGACGAGAAAACUGGUAUUUUUGGGGAAUUUUUUGGCCACCGGAAGAUGCCGUACGCGCCGCCAAACGCCGGCCAAAAAAUGCCUGCGUCAUGCUGACGUCAUCACGCGCAGACAGAGGUUGAAGACAGCUGACGUCAUCGCUGACGUCAUCAGCCAGCCAGAGCUGCGCCAGCGACACGUCAGCGCCACAUGUGCAGUCCCAGCACAGUCAGCCGCCACGUCACCAGUCAACUGCCAACUUUCACCAACGCCCAGUCAGCUGCCACGUCAUCGCCCAGUCACCGCCACGUCACUGCCACGUCACUGCCACGUCAUCUGCCACGUCACCGGUCAGUUUGUAAUUUUGAAAAUUUGCAGUUUGGUCCCUCAAUUUUUGGAAAAUUAUAAUUUCCACCUAUAAUUUUUCGAAAAUUGUAUUUUGACCCCGAAAGUGCCUACCCACCACUUUCGGCCGUUCCGGACGCAACGGUGCUGCCCGUUUUUCGAAAUUCAGCUCCGAUUUUUCUGAAACAGAAAAUCAAAAUUAUUUAGAAGGUGAAAAUGACCUUUGACGAGUCAACUUCAUCUUCCGGAGCUAUGAUUAUGCUCACGGCUACCAACUACACGCUAUGGAAACCUCGGAUGGAAGAUUUCCUUAGCUGUAAAGACCUUUGUGAUCCAAUAGAGAUGAAAGGUAUUAAUCCUGACCCUGCUAAGUCAACGGAAUGGAAGAAAAUUAAUAGAAAAACUAUUGGUCAAAUCCGACAAUGGAUUGACCAUAGUGUCUUCCACCAUGUUGCACAAGAAAUCGAUGCUUAUGCCCUCUGGAAGAAGUUAGAAGAUAUGUACCAGGCCAAGACCGCAAGGAACAAGGCCCUACUGAUGAGGCGCCUAGUAAAUAUGAAGCUCAAAAGUGGAACUUCUGUUGCCGAACAUACUAGUCAAUUUCAGAGUCUGGUAAAUCAACUAUCUUGUGUAGAAAUGCCACUUGGAGAUGAAAUGCAAUCUCUACUACUUCUUAGUUCCCUUCCUGAUAGUUGGGAGACACUAGUUGUUACUCUCAGCAACUCAGCCCCAGAUGGCAAACUUACCAUGUCUGUGGUCAAGGAUGCACUGUUCAAUGAGGAGGCAAGAAGGAAAGACAUGAGCACAGAUGAGACUCAUGCCCUUGUGACGGAGAAUCGAGGAAGAUCACAAGGAAAGCAACAAAGAAACAGUAGAGGAAAGUGGCAAAGCAGGGGCAAAAGUCGGGGGAGAUCAUCAGAUGGCCGGAAACCUUCUUAUACCUGCCACCAUUGCGGUAUAGAGGGUCACAUGAAGAAGAAUUGCUACAAAUUGUUAGAGGAGCGAGGCAAGAGCAAUUCUCAAGCGAAGAGCAAGGGUGGUGAAGCGCUCAUCACAAUCUCAGGUGAUGUGGCGUAUUGUACUAUCAAUGAUGAAACAUGCCUUCACGUCUCAAGAGAGGACACUGAAUGGGUGGUAGAUACUGUAGCAUCCUACCACGUUACUCCCCACAGGUACUACUUCACAACUUACAAAGCUGGAGACUUUGGAGCAGUGAAGAUGGGCAAUUCCAGUUCAUCUGAAAUAGCUGGAAUUGGUGAUGUACAAAUAAAGACGAGUUCUGGGAGCACAAUCACUUUGAAGGAUGUCAGACAUGUUCCAGACCUUCGUCUCAAUCUCUUGUCAGUGGUAUGUCUUGACGAACAGGGGUAUGAAAACCACUUUAACAGGGGCACCUGGAAAAUGUCAAAGGGCGUUUUGACAAUCGCUCGAGGACAUGUUUGUGGCACAUUGUACAAAACUCAUUUGAGGAUUUGUACGGAUAGCCUCAAUAUUGCUGAGGAGACUACUCAGAAUCUGUGGCAUCUGAGGCUCGGCCACAUCGGUGAGAAAGGGCUGACUACCUUGAUUAAGAAGAACCUUAUCAACAUCGACAAGAAUGCUGCACUGGGUCUUUGCAGUCAUUGUCUGUUUGGUAAGCAUCAUAGAGUAUCAUUUAGUUCUACUUCAGCUAAAAGAUCAGAGUUGUUAAGUUUGGUACACUCCGACGUCUGUGGUCCUUUCGAGGUGGAAUCAAUCGGUGGAAGCAGAUAUUUUCUGACUUUUAUCGAUGAUGCUUCUCGGAAAGUAUGGGUGUAUUUCCUGAUUACGAAGGAUCAGGUAUUUGAGUGCUUCAAGACAUUUCACGUCUUGGUGGAACGUGAAACGGGAAAGAAGCUGAAAUGUCUCCGAUCUGAUAAUGGAGGCGAGUAUACUUCCAAGGCGUUCGAUGCAUAUUGUAGAGAAUAUGGCAUUCGACAUGAGAAGACAGUACCACGCACCCCUCAGCACAACGGCGUUGCUGAAAGAAUGAACCGGACUAUCAUGGAGCGUGUCCGGAGCAUGCUGAAUAUGGCUAAGCUUCCGAAGUCAUUCUGGGCAGAAGCAGUCAACACCGCAUGCUAUCUUAUCAACCGAUCACCUUCAGUACCACUGAACUUUGAAGUUCCAGAGAGGCUAUGGACAGGUAAGGAUCCUACAUACUCACAUCUUAGAGUAUUUGGUUGUUCAUCAUAUGCACAUGUAUCCAAAGAGCUCAGGCAGAAGCUCGAUGCAAGAACUAUCCCAUGCAUUUUCGUUGGCUAUGGAAAUGAAGAGUUUGGAUACAGGCUAUGGGAUCCUAAGGAGAAAAAGGUGUUCAGAAGUAGGGAUGUUGUGUUCCACGAAGAUUUGACAAUAGAAGACAUUGAAAAACCCACAAUGUCUCGGAAGUCAAAUGAGGGUGCUCAAGUUUCAAAUGAAGCACCAGAAGAGGACGAAGUGCAUGAAGAUAACUCGGAAGCAGAAGAACACGAGGAGACAGAAGAGAGUGCAGGGCAAGGGGAGACACAAUCCACCCCGCCAGACACAGAUGAUGGUAGCUCUUCUCAUAUGGUCCCUACUGUUCGUAGAUCUGAACGAGGGCAUAUACCAUCGACAAGGUACACAUCAUCUGAAUAUCUUUUGUUAACUGAAGAUGGAGAACCAGAGAGUUUUCAAGAAGCUGUAUCUCAUAAGGAUAAAGAAAAAUGGCUAAUAGCAAUGCAGGAUGAGUUAGAAUCUCUGCAGAAAAAUCAAACUUAUGAGAUCGUAGAACUUCCUAAAGGCAAGAAGGCACUAAGGAACAAAUGGGUGUUCAAGCUGAAGAAGGAUGCAAGCGGACAAGUGGUGAAACACAAAGCUCGGUUGGUUGUCAAAGGGUUCCAGCAGAAGAAAGGAAUUGACUUUGAUGAGAUUUUUGCACCAGUUGUCAAGAUGACCUCAAUCCGAGUUAUACUUGGCUUGGCAGCAAGUAUGAACUUAGAGCUUGAACAGAUGGAUGUGAAGACAACAUUUCUUCACGGAGAUUUGAAAGAAGAAAUCUACAUGCAGCAGCCGGAAGGUUUUGAGAACUCAAAUGAUAACUUUGUGUGUAAGUUAUCUAAAAGUUUGUAUGGCUUGAAGCAGGCACCAAGGCAAUGGAAUAAGAAGUUUGACUCAUGCAUGAAGAGUCAAAGCUACAAGAAGACUACUGCAGAUGAGUGUGUAUACAUCAAGAAACUUCCAGACGGUACCUUCAUUGCUCUUCUACUAUAUGUAGACGACAUGUUGAUCGUUGGGAAAGAUGCAGUGAAGAUAAACCAACUGAAGAAAGAACUCUCUAAGUCUUUUGAUAUGAAGGACUUAGGACCGGCUCAACAGAUUCUUGGGAUGCAGAUCACUCGAGACAGGAAGAAUCGCAAGUUAUGGCUAUCUCAGGAGAAGUACAUUGAACGAGUACUUGAGAGAUUCAACAUGAAUGAUCCAAGGAAGAGAUCGGGGAGAUGUCAGCAGUUCCAUAUUCUUCAGCAGUUGGGAGUUUGAUGUACGCCAUGGUAUGCACAAGGCCAGACAUCGCACAGGCAGUGGGUACAGUGAGUCGUUUUCUCUCUAACCCCGGGAAGGAGCAUUGGGAGGCAGUCAAAUGGAUUCUCAGGUACUUGAAAGGUACCACGAAGUUAUGCCUUUGUUACGGAGGAGCUGAUCCAGUCUUGGAAGGCUACACAGAUGCUGAUAUGGCUGGAGAUACUGAUAGUAGAAAGUCUACUUCAGGAUAUAUUUACACUUUUGCAGGGGGAGCCGUUUCUUGGCAAUCAAGAUUGCAGAAGUGUGUCGCUUUAUCUACAACAGAAGCAGAAUACAUUGCUGCCGCUGAAGCAGGUAAGGAAAUGUUGUGGCUAAAGCGCUUUCUCCAAGAACUUGGGAUCCAGCAGAAAGAGUAUAAGGUACAUUGUGACAGUCAGAGUGCUCUAGACUUGAGCAAGAACUCCAUGUACCAUUCUCGUACAAAGCAUAUUGACAUUCGGUAUCACUGGAUACGGGAGACGAUUGAUCAACAACUGUUGAGACUAGUGAAGAUCAAUACAAAGGAGAAUCCAUCAGACAUGCUGACGAAGGUGGUGACACGAGAUAAGCUAGAGCUAUGCAGAGACAUAGUCGGGAUGCUUGUUUUGAAUAUGCCUGGAAGGGGAGAAUUGAAGAAUUCAAUUUCCAGGUCAUAUCCAAGUACAAGCAAAUUGAAGAAUCCAAUUGUGAGCAACAUCCAUGAAACUUCCUCCAUGUGCAAGUAUGUCUCUGGGAAGUUUCCUCACACCAAACAAACACCUUCCUCACACCUCCAUUGAAGCUUCUCCUAAGCUUCCACCCAUCUUCCUCCCACAUUCCUAGUACCUAGUUUUGGUGCUAUAAAUAGAGAGCUUGGAGAGUCUUUCUAUCAUCAAGCAAUUUAGAUCAUAGAUUAGAAUACCACAACCAAGUUUGAGUUGUGAAUAUUCUUGAGAGAUAUGUGAGUUGUUUUGAGAGUUUUUAGUUAGAGCUUGUAUGUCUCUUCUUUCUAUUCUUGAAAGUAAUAGAAGUGUUUUUCUCUCAUAUUAGCACGAUCCUGUUAUUCCCAACACAUAUUAUUAGACUGUUUAAUUUAUCCACUUUCCAUCAUUAUUGUUGUAUCCACUUGCCAACUUUUACCUAUUUGCCUGUCAUCUAAUUAAAGGAGUGUUUGCAGUUGAUUAAAAAAAGCAUUUUUCAGCUUUUGGCUUAAAAAAGUUAAAAGGGAUGUUUUCAAAUGACAGCUUCUGCUUAAAUUAAUCACUUAAAAGCUAAAAGCUGGAAGCAGGUGGAAGAGUGCUUUAAACUGCUUUUCACUUUUUCUAUUACACAAAAAGUACUUAUUUUACCAAACACUACCAACUUUUACUUUUUCAUAAUCACUUUUUCCUCAAACACUACCAACUUUUACUAUUAAUCACUUUUCCCAAAAUCACUUUAAAAAAUCACUUUUUUAAAGUUGAAGCAAUUGCAAACACUCCCUAAAUAUCGCCUCUAACUUGUUCCAAUCUAAUGUGGGCUAUUACUUCAACUAUUACGAGUCCAUUUAUGUGUGGGCUUGCCAUUUAACGAUUAGCGGAUAAUAGAUUGUGUUAGGGAUGGACCUGAUCAAGUUUGGAACAUGACCCGCGUUAUGAAACGAGAAGGUGCUUAAUUGCAGGGUGGGCCUGAUCAAGUUUGGACGCGAUUAGGGAUGGCCUCGGGCCGGUUCGGGGCCGGUUCGGGCCUAGGCCCGGCCGGGCCUCGGUUCAGAAAAAUGAGGCCCGAGCCAGAACCGGUGGUGGGCGGUUCCGGGUCCAGUUCCGGGUCCGGUUCCGGGCCAGACCGGGCCGGGCCACCCGGAUUUUUAAUUUUUUUCUUCUUCUUCUCUUAUUUAACCCCCUACCCCUCCCCCUCCACCCCAAACCACCUCAAAUGGCCCAAAAUACCUAAUCCAACCCAAAACUUUAGCAAAUUUCAAAAAAAAAAAAAAUUCCGGCCCGAACCAGGCCCGAACCGGCCGGGCCGGUUCACCAAAACAUAGGCCCGAGCCCGAACCGCCCAAAGGCCGGGCCGGUUCGACCCGAACCGCUGGGCCCACCGGUUCCCGGGCCGGGCCGGGCUCAACAGUAACCGGGCCGGGCCGAUUCCGGGUCGGGCCGCCCGGCCCGAGUCCAUCCCUAGACGCGAUAUGAACCGAGAAGGUGCUUAAUUGCAUUGGGGUGGACCUGAUCAAGUUUGAGACAUUAAAGGUGCAAUUCCGAAUCCUAGCCGUGUAGAGUUCAAGAUUUCAAAUUAAACCGAAUUCAGUUGGGUUCCAAAAUUUGUUAUGAUCCAAACAAUGAAACAAAAUUGGUUCUGAUCCGAGACAAGGAAACAAGUAGUUCCAAAGCUAGGACUAGAUCAUGCCCUAGUUACACUAGUGGAUUUGGUUUCAUGGUCUCUCCUUCCCGUUUUCAUUAAGAGCUAAACAGGUAAUCUUUUGAGCAUCUCAUUGGACCGUUUUGAGAGUAACUUCACUUAUUGAUCGAACACAUACUUAGUGUUUAUCUUAGCUUUUAUUCGAACUUAUUUACGAUUUAUUAAAUUUUGUAAAUUUCAAUGAUAUUGCUAAAUAAUAAUUUGUAACUGUAAAUCAAAGGCUUCCUACUUCUGCUAAACAUAGCCCCUAGGGCUAUUGUUAAGUAAUAAUGAGAAAUGAAUAUUCUCCAUUCUUAGCAUUUCAAUAGCAAAUAGUUUAUCAUUAAAUGCCAAUAGUCCAUCACCAAUAAAGAUUGUGGUUCACAUUUUCCUAACAUAAAUUACUCUCUUACUAGUUGCUCUUUCUGUAAAGGUUAGAAAACUUAUCAUUGGGGAUUAGAAUUAGUUGCAGGGCCAGUGACUAGAUAAUUUAAGAAAAGUGUCUCUCUUAAAGGAACAACUAUCUGCAAAUAUAAACAAAGUCAAGUCACUGAGAUAGAAGAUAACAUGUCACUUUUAGUAAGACCUGGGUCACAAUUACGAAUGGACUGAGACAUGCCGGCCUGCCCUGGUACUGCCCGACCCGGCCCAAUCGGGCGGUACCGGGACUUUGGGUCCGAACCAGCAGUUUAUGGGGAGCGGGCUACGGAGUACGGGCCCUGAUUUUAGUGGACCGGGCCCAGCCCGGACCAUUUUUUAAUGUGUGACAUUGGGUCGCUGCUAGGUGGGUUGUACUGGGUGUUUUGAAAGGGUUUGGGGGUGGCAGGGUAGGAAUAAAUUCUAAAAGACUAAUUUAAAAAAUAAAAAAUUGACCUGACCCAGCCCGGGCCCAGUUCAAACUCAGACCGGUACCAGGCCUUCAUCCCAAAGCCCAAGUCCCGCCCAAUCCCGGCCCGGAGCCCAUCUCGACCCAGGCCCGGUCCAUGCCUAGUCACAACCAGGGGAGAAUUGGUCACUAGAGCAAAGGCCAACUGUAACAUACAAGCAGCAAGCUUUGGUAGAUCCAUGAUGGGCUCACAGGCGCCAGCAGGCACAACAAAGGUUACCAAACUGUGGUAUUAGAGCAAAGAUGGGCUCAAGGGCAAAGGUUAUUGGCAAGGCACGACGCUGGGUUUUGGAUAAUGUAACUUGUCAUUUAAUGUUGUAAUGCAUAAAAUGUAUGCGAUUUUAUUAAGUUUAGUUUGAAGAGAAAAUGUAUAUACUACGUAUUUGACUUUGUUCCAACUUGCAACUGAUUUAAUUGCAUUUAAUUUGAUUUUAAAAUAAAAAUUAAAAGAUCAUCAUUGUGGCCCUAACGUUUGAAAUAGUACCCCAUAGGCCCAUUACAUUGCAGCCCUAAACGGCUAACCCAUUAACAGUAACAUUUUAAUAACAAUAGUUACUUGAAUAUAUCAUCAACUAAUCAGAACCAGUGAGGCACCACACCAAUGACUUGAAGUGAGAUAAACAUUUGAAUUCGUAUUUUCGUACUAGAGCACUAAAACCUCAAAAAAAAACAUGUACUCUGUUUUAAUAUGGUUGUAAAUAGAUAAAUUCUUUUCUUGAUGUAUAAACGUAUAAAGUUUACAUCAUUAAAAAUUAAAAUAUUGGAACCAAUCUUUAUCAUAAUAAAUCUGAUUUAUACAUCAUGCCUGAGCCGGAUCAUGUCCACCCCUAGUCCCUACUCAUAUUAAAUCGACACAAAACUAACAUUAAUCAAACUGAACACAAACAACGCAGUUAUCAGACGUAGAUUAUUAACAAUUAAACAAAUGACAUAUAAAAUAAGAAAGCCAUAUUUGCUUUCAAGUAAUGCCAAUCCCCCCAGCAACCCUGCCUUCACAGGUUUGGCAUAUCCAAAAAACCUCCAGCUCAUAGAUAACCAUAAGUCAAGCACUAAGGCAUUGACUGGAUUCAUAAAACUAGAUUCAAAUAUACACAGUAUUUGCUACAAAAUUGAAAGAUGACUCUUACUAUAUGCACCUGGACGUAAUCAGCUGAGUUUUUCACGUUGAGCGCCUGCAGUAUGUGAUUCUUCAAUGUGCCUUGUAAGCAAUGAUAUACUAUGAUGUGAUGCACUUGAAGCAGCAUAAUAUGAGGUCACAGUGAGCUGUGUAAAUUUUGGAAGCGCAUGACC
Cuscuta epithymum is the source of this 8770-nucleotide messenger RNA. NCBI's taxonomy places the organism in Eukaryota, Viridiplantae, Streptophyta, Magnoliopsida, Solanales, Convolvulaceae. The record is from the annotation of a GenBank genome assembly.